Messenger RNA from Lolium rigidum, 1316 nucleotides. RefSeq names its product probable carboxylesterase 15. Gene Ontology annotation, molecular function: hydrolase activity. The transcript has a single exon. Bases 21 to 1016 code for a protein of 331 amino acids. Lineage: Eukaryota; Viridiplantae; Streptophyta; Magnoliopsida; Poales; Poaceae. The record is from RefSeq and is a predicted model, not a curated record.
CGGCAUCGGUCGACCACACCAUGUCCGGCGGCGACAAGGCACCGCGCGUUGUGGAGGACUUGUUCGGCAUCGUCCAGAUCCUCAGCGACGGCACCAUUGUACGCGGUGAUGAGGCCGUCCUCCGCCAAAACGCGACGUACCCGGACGUCCCCGGCGUGCAGUGGAAAGACGUCGUGUACCACGCGGUGCACGGCCUGAGGGCCCGCGUGUACAGGCCGGCGUCCUCGCCGCCGCUGGCCGGUAGCAGCAGCAAGCUCCCGGUGCUGGUGUACUUUCACGGCGGAGGCUACUGCAUCGGAUCCUACGCGCAGCCACCCUUCCACUCCUUCUGCCUCCGCGCCGCCGCCGAGCUCCCGGCCGUCGUCCUCUCCGUCCAGUACCGCCUCGCCCCCGAGCACCGCCUCCCCGCCGCCAUCGAGGACGGCGCCUAUUUCCUGUCCUGGCUGCGCGCCCAGUCUGAGCUCGCCGCUGACCCGUGGCUCGCGGAGUCGGCCGACUUCGCAAGGACGUUCGUCUCCGGCGUAUCAGCCGGCGCCAACCUGGCACACCACGUCACCGUCCAGCUCGCGCCCGCGCAGCUCGCGGUCAGCCCAGUACGCGUCGUCGGGUACGUCCUCCUCUCCGCGUUCUUUGGCAGCGCCGAGCGCACGGCGGCGGAGGUUGACCCGCCGCCGGAUGUGUCCCUGACGGUCGACAUGUCCGACCAGCUCUGGUACAUGUCGCUGCCGGUCGGGGCGACCAGGGACCACCCGGUGGCCAACCCGUUCGGCCCGGACAGCCCCAGCCUCACGGCGGUGGACCUCCCGCCGGCGCUUGUGGUGGUGCCGGGGAGCGACGUGCUCCGCGACCACGUGCGCGGGUACGCGGCGAGGCUCAAGGACAUGGGGAAGACCGUGGAGGUCGUCGAGUUCGAGGGAGAGCAGCACGGUUUCUAUGUGCUCCAGCCGUUCGGCGAGGCGGCCGACGAGUUGAUGCGAGUACUCAGGCGGUUUGUGUACGCAGCUCACAGCGCCUGAGCUGUGAUAGCUGUGCUUUCUGACGCUUUGUGUUGCUGCUUGUUUCAGUUUUACAUUGAAAUCCAGCUACUGAAGCAUUUUCGUGCUUCUCAAAAUAAAACGAGUAGAGCUGUAGUAACAUUGGCAGAAACUUUUGAUUCAUCACGGCAGCGUAGAUGCCUUCGGAUCAAGUUAAUUUAUCACGACCAAUUUUCAGUUUAUCUCAGCAAACCAUCAAUUUUCUAUACCAAUUCAUAUGUAACAAUUUCUCGUCCUCUCGUAACAGUUUCAGAAAGGUCCUGUCUGAAAUUCUGAACAGCU